AUGGCGGACGUGGACGAGGUGCAGGAAGUGCCGACGUGCCGCAUAUGUAGAAGCGAAGAGGAGCCGGGCCUCGUGCAAUGGCUCCAGCACAGCCAGAAGAAGUACUGCGAGCUGUGCAACUACUCGUUCGUGUUCCACAAGCGCUAUACCCAUUCUAUGCCUGAUGGAACGCUGCCGGUAUGGCUCUAUACGCGCUACUUGCUGUGGAGAGGCGCGCAGCUCGUUGCGUACCUGCUGCGCCUCGCCCUCGUGCUCUUUGCGUGGCUCCUUUUGGUGCCGUACACCACGUACCGCGUGUGGUGCAUGUACUUUAAUGUGGGCGACCGCAUCGCGGAUCUCGUGCUCGGCACCGAGAUCUUUCAGUCGCCGCCGCGCAGCGGCCGCGGCUGGCCGGAAGUGCCCAUCACGCUCUCGCCGUCGCGCCUCUUGCAUGCCGCGUGGAAGAUCGGCGAGCACCUCUUUGAAGUGCUCACCGAGCACUGGCUCCAAUCAGUGAUCGUCACCGGCGCCGUGAUCCUCUCGUUCGCUGCGGUAUUUUUGCUCCGCGAGUGGGUCGCCCACAAUAUCCCCGAACCGCAGGCGGAGCUGGAGGACGACGCGCCACCGGCCGACGACCCGGUGCGCGACCGUAUCCGCGCAGCGGCACUCGCAGCAGCGCAGGCGCGCGCGGAAAACAUGCUCGCCGCCGACCCCGCACAACUGAUCUUUGACGACAUGGCACGCACGGCGCUCGCCCAGCGCGAUCCCGACGCGCCGUUGCCGUUGCCGAACUAUGCAGACGCGCAGCAAGAGUUUGCGAACCUCUUUCCGUGGGACGCACUGCGCAACGGCCCAGAGGCCCCGCAAGACGACGACGGCUGGGAAGACGACGAGGACGACGCGCCACAGGACGACGACUGGAUCGACGAGUCCGAGAGCGAGGACGACGCGCCGCUGCUGCCUGCUCCGCCUGCUCCGCCAGCGCCGGCGCCGCCCGGAGACGACGACGAGGAAGAAGAGGAGGACGAGGUCGGCUGGGACGACCCCGAGAAUGCCGACCACUUUGCCGAGGACAUCGAGGGCGUGCUGGAGGCGAUCGGCCUGCACGGGCCCAUGAUGGCCUUCUUCCAGACACUGCUUCUCUUGCAGGCACUGGCGGUGUCGGUGAUUAGCAUCUUUGUCGCGAUCCCGUACUGCGUCGGCCGCCUGCUGGGCUUCCGUGUGCUGGACAUAGUCCUGCUGCCGGUCGACCUGCUGCGCACCGUGACCGACCCGGUAUUCGAGUUUGUCCUGUCGCACCUCACCGCGCCGCUCGCGCCGCUCGCGCGCCUCGCCGAGCCCGGCCAGGCCUCGGCGGCGGCCGAGGCGUCGGGCGGGCUGUGGGACGCGCUCCGCUCGACGCACCUUGCGCCAGUCGCACGUGCGAUCCAGGACGUGGCGUGGAAGGCCGUCGGCCUCGCAUCCGGACUGCAAGCGCACACGCGCGGCACUGCGCUCUGGGAGCGUGCGCUGUGCAUCGUGCUCGGCCACGGCUACGCAUUCCUGAUCCUGGCCGCGGAAGCGCACGCCGGCCACCUUCUGCACGGCGCGCCGGUCAGCUGGGCGCAGUACGUGCUGAAGCAGUACCUGCGCGUGGCCAAGGUGCUGCUCUUUUCGGUGAUCGACCUGCUGCUCUUCCCCCUCUUUUGCGGCAUUCUGCUCGAGUGGUGCCUCUUUCCGCUGUUCCCAGGCGCGUCGUUUGCGCGCCUCGCCGGCGACUUUGCUGCCGCGCCGUUCACCGCGACGUUUUGCCGGUGGACGUCGGGGACCGUGUACAUGUUCCACUUUGCGCAGUUCCUCAGCGCGAUCCGCUCGGUCGUGCGCCCCGGCGUGAUGUGCUGGAUGCGCGACGCGUCCGACCCCGACUUUCACCCGAUCAAGGAGAUCCUCGAGACGAACAGCCUCCUGCAGCUGCGGCGCAUCGGCGACUCGGUCAUUAUGUACGGCGCGGUGCUCGCCCUGGUGUUUGGAGCGACGCUGCGUGUGCUCAACCUCGUGCCCGGCCUCUUUCCGCUGUACUGGCACCCGAUGCAGCCGGUCCUGCAUGUGCCGCUCGACCUGCUCCUCGUGCACUUUGGCCUGCGCCUCUCGGUGAAGCGCACGCGCCUCUCGCAGAACGCGCGCAAGGCCUUUAAGCGCUGGUGGGUGUGGGCGGCCAAGUGCCUGCGCCUCUCGGCGUUCCUUAUGGGCGACGAGCAGCCAGACGAGAUGGGCGUCGUCGAGGGGCGGACGUGGCUCGAGGCGCUCCGUACGUACGUCCUGCACCAGCCCGGCGCGGAGCACGACCCGCGCUUUGUGCGGAGCGGCGGCUACGCGCGCGUGCCGGCCGACGACCAUCCCGCACCGGACGCACAGCUGGUCAUUGCGACCGACGCCGAAGGCACACCCGUCGACGACGAGGCGCGCACGGCGCUCGCAAAGCAGGAGGCGUCGAUCGCCAAGAUGAAGGAGAAGGCCGCGUACUCGAUCGUGUAUCUCCCUGGCCCGCUGCGGCCGCGCGUCAUGGUGCUCCUCGUGCUCCUCUGGCUCUCGACUGCGGCAGUGAGCGCGGUGGGCUUCGUGGCCCCGCUGCUCAUCGGCCGCGGCCUCGCGUACGUGUGCGGCGUGAGCGGGAUGCACGACGUCUACGCCGUGUUCCUCGGCGUGGUCGUGCUGGUGCUCGGCACGCUCGUGCGCCACUGUACGCUGGAGCUCACGCCGCGCCGCCUCGCGGUCGAGGAACACGUCGCGGCGUGCGUGCGCAACGCAUGCCGCGUCGCCUACGUGCUUGGCGCGUACGCGGGGCUCGUGCCGCUGCUCACCGGCCUCGUCCUGCACCAGUACCUCGUGCCGGUGCAAAACGUCACGACCGACGGCGUGCCGCAGCUGAAUGUACUGCAUGCAUGGGCACUCGGCGUGAUGGCACUGCACAGUGCCCUCCUCUUUAUCCUCAUGGUCCGCCCGGACGACUACCCGCUCCUGUGGGACGUCUACGACUUUUUGCAGCACGGCCGCAUCUGGCGCGUGCCGAUCCGGCCCACCGCGCGGACGGCGCUCCUGCCGAUGCUUGCCGUGCUCAUCCCCAGCCUGGUGCUCCCGUACCUCGUCGCCCUCGGCUCCCUCGCCAUCUCUGGCGACUGGGACGCGCCGGCGGCCGUGCACCAGCUGCACCUGCGCUACGCCAACUGGAGCGUGCUCCUCGGCACACUGCUCUUUGCGCUCGGCGCGAUCGUACCGCACCGCCUCGACUUUUGGACGAGCGUACUGCGCGACGAACUCUUCCUCGAGUCGACGCAGCUGUGCAACUACGACGAACAGGACGAGAAACGCACCCACCAAAACUACGGGCCCCUGCCGGACCGCGUCGUGCGUGGAUAG
Molecule: messenger RNA, 3375 nt
Organism: Malassezia japonica
Lineage: Eukaryota; Fungi; Basidiomycota; Malasseziomycetes; Malasseziales; Malasseziaceae
Product: RING-type E3 ubiquitin transferase
Exons: 2
Coding region: 1-3375 (1124 amino acids)
Cellular component (GO): endoplasmic reticulum membrane
Molecular function (GO): zinc ion binding
Source: RefSeq, a predicted model, not a curated record